AAUGCUGCUGACGUAACGAUGAAUCAGGAAAACCAGCCACUGUGUCGGCCUACUUCCAGAUCUAGAAUCCAGUAAUAGUUGAACGGAUUUAUGACAAGCUAUUUUAAGAACUUCCCAUUAGACUUAGGCUGCGGUUACACUAUACGUCGGCAGUCCGAAUUUCUGUUUCUGACAACACGGCCGAACAACUGGAAAGCAAACAAAAAGUAUAACCCAGUUCUAUUGGUUACACUAGAUCCGAACUGAUCGUCCGAGUCGUCAGACUACGUCAGGCGCCUGAUGAGGAACUUAAAAUUUUGUUUCUGUUCUGACGGAAAACACAUUCUGAUGAAAAUUUAUCUGGCAGGGAUAAACAAAAUAUAAAAUGGAGGACUUCAGUUUGAACAGAAAGUUGUAGUAUUUGACACAGAGAAGCUGAUUUUUACUUAUUCAAGAGAGAAAAGUAAAGGUCUGAAAUAGCCGAUUAACUCGGAUGUACAAGUGCACAAGCAAAACCCAAGUGGAAAAACCUGCUUGAUACAUUUAGAAAGGAGCAUAUCAAGAUUAGCAACAAAAGAGUAACUGGCAGUAUAGCUCCAAACAAACCAUGGACAUUAUAAUCAAUUAUCCUUUAUGAAUGAUUGUUUCGCUUCCAAGCAAACGAUAAGCAGCAUACAGAUACCUUCAACUUCAAUUCAGUAUCGAGUGAAACCAUUGUUUAAAAGAUAUUUUAUUUUUGAUGACACUGAUUCAAAUUGUAUUCAAGUUGUGGAAGAAGCAAUUGCUAAAGAUCCUGACCCAGGAUUAAUUAAUUUUGUGUUAUGCCUGAAUAAAAAAAUUAAUUGAAAAGUGUAUGUUGUUUACUGUUUUAUUAUUUUUAAGAGGUCUUCAAAUGCAGGCCUAAACUGUAAUGGAGAAUUACCUAUACCAGUAGUUAAAAUAAUAAUUCAAUGAGGCCUGUGUCUUAUGAGAUGUAUUUCUAAUGAUCAUGCUAUUUAAACAUGUUUUACAGAUUUGCUUAAUAAAUUAAAACAAUGAAUAACGCUUUUUAAAUGAUCAAAAACCAAUACCAUUUUAGUUUGUAACAAUCUAACAUGUAACUGACAUUGAGUUAGAAAAUUAAGUCUAACUAGUAGGCCUAACUGGUGGAAAUGGUGGAGGCCCUAUGUUCUAUAAGGAGCAAGUAGGACUAAGUCAAAGUUAGUCAAGUAGGCCUAACUAGUAGGAAUUAUUGAUAUUGAUCAGGUGAUUCGGCCAAUGAUUAUAUUCUUAUCUAUGAAUAAUAUAAAUAAAACAAACAUAACAACAAAAAAAGAAGUUUAUUUCAAUUAAAUAUCAAAUUCAACAUGUUUCAUAAUACUUCAGAUGGUGUCUUCAGUCUUCAAAAGCCUUGGCACAUUGCUGCUGUUGGUAAUGGUACAUGCUUUUUAGUGUGGCAUCUCCACAUAAUAUCACAUGUCUCAUAGAUAAUUGUGGUGAUAGGUGAAUGGACAGUUCGAUAUUAGUAGGCCAAUACAGUUGUAGUGAGGGGCCUAUCUGUAAAUGAAAUUAUUUUAAUUUAGCACUAAAAGCAGGCCAGAACAUAGAAUCAAGACCUUAUAGUUAUAGAUUAGAUCUACUCCCCACUACUGAGGUAUUGCAACCAAAUUUAUAGCUUAGAUUUUACUUGUUUUAAAUGUAUAGAUUACAUAGAACACAUAAUUGUAAUAAUUAAUGGUAUUUAGAAUAGGCCUUACUCAACUAACUGUAACAAAAUAUCUUAUUUAAUAAGAAUUAACUGUACAAAGACACUUGCCUCAAUGUCAAAGCCAAGCGUUUCUUUGGAGAAAUACAUUUCCGAUAUGAUUUUUUCUUUCCUUUUCAUUAAGCAAAAUAAUCUUAGAAGCAUCAUUGUUUUCUGCUAAAAUAUGAAUCUGCAUUUGUUCGUCGAUUUUUUGUAUUGAAACCAAUGCCUGCCGGUAGUCAGACAUACGUUCUGACGGGCUACAGUGUAACCGCUGGGGCGCACCCCUCUUCGGCAGAUUGGACAACACCUGACGUCAGAUGAAAAAAUUCGGUCUGCCGACGGAUAGUGUAACCGCAGCCUUAGGCUUAAUAACUUGAAACAAAAUGGAUUAUCAAUAUAUUAGAAGUGGAUAAGCUGUAUUCUAUUAAUAUCAGUGUAAGUCACUGUACUACCCAUUCACCUGAAGGCUACCUCCACACCCUCAGCCAUGCUAAGAGCGGAGGAAGACGAAGAGGCACCUUUACUCAAAAAUAAACUCUGGAGAUCACUGACUAUCAGCGAUGAGGAUGAGCAAUACAAACAGAAAGAUACUGGCAGAGUGCAUGUAAAAUAUGAACCUAAGUUGACUGUCUUCAGCCCUUACAAGCUGUUCAUAGUUCUGUCCAUUUUGUUGGUGGAGAUGUGUGAAAGAAUGGCCUACUACGGUGUAGUUGCUAAUCUUGUCUUGUUUUGUACCAGUGUGUUAGACUACACUAGUAAUGAGGCUACAAACAUCAGUCUAAUUUUUACAGGCUCAGUUUAUCUAAUCCCUAUCAUUGGAGGCUUAAUAGCAGACUCAUGGUCUAAUAGAUUCAAUGUUAUAUUUGGAUCAGGACUCAUCUAUCUGUGUGGUUUGUUUCUGGUUGUCUGUGCUGCUAUAAACUACCAAAAUCUUUUCAAUGAUCCUGCCCAAGUACUCAGUAGUGAAAAUCGAAGAAUAUUUUACAUUGUUGGAUUGGUUUUGGUAGCUAUUGGUACAGGUGGAAUAAAAGCAAACGUUGGUCUUUUUGGAGCUCAGCAGGUUCAGGAUUUAGGCCCAGAGGCUGUUCAGACUUUCUUUAACUGGUUUUACUGGUUUGUCAAUGCUGGAGGGCUGAUAGCUUUUUCUGCCAUAGCACACGUACAGCAGAACAUCAGCUUCACUUGGGGUUUUUUCAUCCCUCUAGUUUCCAUGCUCCUGUCUCUUAUAAUCCUCAACGUUGCCAGAAAACACUACAUCUAUAAGUCUGGACAGGGAAGUGUAUUGAUCACCACCUUUAAAAUCUGUGGUCAGGCGUGUUGCAGAAAAUCCCCAGUGAUAGAUGGCAAGAGUCGUUUGUUUGACUCUGCACGCAAAGGGUAUGGUGGUGAUUUUGACAGCUUCACUGUUGAUGGUGUCAUAGCUGUGUUACGGCUUUUACCCAUCUUCUUCUUCGUCAUCAUGUUCUGGGCCAUAUACUCUCAGAUGCAGUCAACUUAUUUCCUUCAAGGGGAGAGAAUGGAUCUGAGUUUAGGGACAAUUCAGAUUCCAGUGGCUUUGCUCAAUGUAUUCAACACUAUUGCAGUUUUGUUGUCAAUUCCUAUUUUAGACAGAGUUGUAUAUCCAUGUUUUCAGCGUAUUGGUCGACCAAUGAGGUACAUGCAUAGAAUAGGCAUUGGUCUGGUGUUGUCUGCAUGUUCAGUGUUUGUAGCUGGGUGGGUAGAAAUUGAGAGGAAACAGGAGUUGGGUUUCAACCAAGUCGUUGGGGAGGAGACGUUUUAUGCUUCCAAUUUGACAGUCUUCCUGCAAGUGCCUCAAUUUAUGUUGGUGGGGGCUGGAGAGGCAUUUACAAACAUCGCAGGUCUAGAGUUUGCUUAUACGCAAGCACCCAAGAACCUUCAGGGACUGAUCAUGGGUGUGUAUCUAGCAACAAACGGUGUUGGGAACUAUGUUAGCACAGCUAUCAUUGCUAUUAUUGAGGCUUCAACUACGAGCGAUCCAUGGUUUCCAGAUGAUAUCAAUAAUGGCAAGGCGGAAUAUGUAUUUUUUGUAUUUGGAGGUCUGAUGGUUUUAUUUUUCUUGGGUUAUCUCCCUGCCGCCUAUACUUAUAAAUACCAGGAGUUUCUCACAGAUGAAGAAGCUGAGAAGAGAACAAAUGUUACCAAAUCAAAAUGGGACAAACAACACAAGAUGUUCGACCAAAGCAGUAUUACUAUAUUGUGAUACAAACAUAAUUACACUAUCCUAUUUUGUGUUUGUAUUAGAAACAUUUAUAGUGAUUAAGUGACUCCAAUUAUAAGAUUUAACUCAUUUCUUUAAUUGAUAAUGACUAUGGACUUGCUUAUGUUUAGUAUGUUUUCUAAUGCUUUAUUUAUUCCAGUUGCAGUGAUCCAGUUUUCAUCUACUAAUUUAUUGUACAUGUUAUUUCCAUGCUUGUUAUUUUUUUAAUGAAUGAAAACUGUUAGUUUUCUUCAUUGAAAAUAAGCCAUCCCUGUGACUUGUUUGAAUGUAUUUUAUGUGCAAAAAGUGAAAAAGAGCCAGGUUAUAUGCUGGUUACCUUUAUGUAUUAUUGAUGAAAGCACAAGGUGCAAAAUUGAGGGAACUAAUACCCUGUUGGGGGUGAUUUAUAUAUUAGUGAGUGGAUAAAGUGCAUGAGAAGUGGAUUGUUGAAAUAAAGAGCUGUGGUAUGUAUCAUUAUAUCAAGAUGUUUCAUUGUUUAUAAUAUUAAAUACUAUACUAAUAUGUUUUUGAACAGUAUAUAUAAUAUUUAUAUUAUAAAUAUUUAUGCUGAUCUAUUUUUGGAAAACUCACAUUUUUUUAUACUUUUGUACCUGUUGGGUUGUUAUUCAUAUAAAUAAAAGCUUAAAUUGCUUGCUAU
This is a messenger RNA of Physella acuta, 4581 nucleotides long. Its product is annotated as solute carrier family 15 member 4. The record is from RefSeq and is a predicted model, not a curated record. Gene Ontology annotation, biological process: oligopeptide transport; transmembrane transport. Gene Ontology annotation, cellular component: membrane. NCBI's taxonomy places the organism in Eukaryota, Metazoa, Mollusca, Gastropoda, Physidae. Gene Ontology annotation, molecular function: transmembrane transporter activity.